UUCAAUGACAAGCUCAAGAAAGGCCAUGGUUAAGAUUACCAAACAACGAAGUGAUGUUGCCCAACCGUAUCAUAGCUCUGGAAGCAGAAAAGAAAUUCAAGAGGAGAGAAACCAUGAUAGUAUAAAGCAGAGGGAACAGAAGUACACUGAAAGAAAUGAAAUCAAGGAACCAGUUUUCAAGGAUGAGAUGCAGCAGAUGAUACCACUUGUCCAUAAAAGAUCAGAAGCUGCACUUAGAUUCCCGGAAAAGACACAGUACAGUGAAAGUAUGCUUCAUGGGGAAAAUAGUUAUGCCAACAUGCUUCUUCUAAGCAAUCAACAAAAGCUGCAAUAUAAUCAUGGAUUUCAACAGGUUCACAUGCUCCAAACAUCUGAGCUUCAAGAGAAAAAGAGACAAUCAGCCGAAAGGGAACAACAAAAACUGAAAUUGCAGGAGAAGACACAAAAGAAACAUGAACUAAUAUCCAGUAGUAUCUCCAAAUCAAUAUCUACUGCAUCCAAUUUGCAAAAGAAGCAGCUGCAAAUGAAUCGAGCAGCAACUAGUAGGGAAGGGUCCACCGAACAUGUUGAUGCAACACAAUUCAAUGGAUUAGUGUAUGGUAGGCACCAAGAAAAUCCAACCAGCGAUAGGAGUUCAAGAAUUUUAAAUUUCAAAAUUAAAGAUUCAUUAAGCAGAAACUCCAAUCGGCAUUCCUCUCGACGGGAUACAGAAUCUGAAUCAACAAAAGCUCACAUCCCAUUUGCUGCGGAUGAAAAACCUGUUCAAGUUCAAACUACAAUGAAAGCGAGAAGUGCAAAAGGGCAUAAACUCGAGGCCUCUAGAAAGAUCAAUGAAGUAAUGACCAAAACAGGUGCAAAUGUUUAUAAUAUGCCAAGGACCCUGAUGCGUCGAAGUUCCAAUUUGCAAGAGAAGAAACAGACAAGGGAGGACAAACUUGCUAUCUCACAAGAAACAGAGCAAAUGAAAGCCAGCAGUGAUGUAGAAACACAGAUCCUUAGACCCAAUGUGUCAGUAGCAGGCCUACAAUCAUCAAGCGAAGCCCAACCACAGAAAGAAGCACAGCAAAAUCCAACUUUGUGCUGUAAUUUUGAAGAUGAAUGUCAAAGACAAAGUGAAGAACAAGCCUUAGCUACAAAACACAGCCAACAGAAUACAGUGCCAAUGACUACAAAAGAACAGCAAGAUCAAGAAUCUGAUUUCAGCAGAGACGAUGAACAUGAGUUUAAGGAUAGUGUACUUGAUCUACAACACAGAACUCAUGAAGAGAGAGCAGGAAUUUCUUAUAUCCCACAGCCAGAGACUAGCAUACCAGAGAUGCCAGAUCCACUAACAGAAAGUGAAAAUCACCUUAAACAGAUACUUAAGAAAAACCAACUAUUUAUGAACACAGCACAGGCACUUUUCAAACUCAACGUUCCUAGCAGCAUUCUCCAUGCAAACAGUCACAACUAUCACGAACAAGACAGCAAGCUCGUAUUAGACUGUGGCUACGAAGUAAUGAAAAGGAAAGGAAGAAGGCAGGAAGUAAGUGUUCACCCAUUUCUUAAAGUAUCCAUCACAUCAAACAAAGCAAAAUCCUGGGAUGAGUUGGUCAAGCAAAUGUGCAAGGACUUUGAGAAGUUGAAGUUAUAUGGAAGGGACGGGAGAGAAGAUUCUCCCUCGAAGACUACCUACCAAAAAUGCUGAAGGCCGAUGUAUACAACAAGGAACCAGAUCUGAAUUGUAGUGGGACUUGGGUUGGCACAACACCAUGGUUGGGUUUCAUGAGAAAGAUGAUGUUAUAAGGGAUGCCGAGAAGUAUGUGCUUAAUGGACUUCUAGAUGAGAUUACCAGAGAUCUUUUCACAAGCGUAUAUGUUACAGUUUAAUUGUAUACUCUAAAGACAGAAAUACCCAA
Hibiscus syriacus is the source of this 1897-nucleotide messenger RNA. RefSeq names its product ras-interacting protein RIP3-like. NCBI's taxonomy places the organism in Eukaryota, Viridiplantae, Streptophyta, Magnoliopsida, Malvales, Malvaceae. The transcript is spliced from 3 exons. The record is from RefSeq and is a predicted model, not a curated record. Bases 5 to 1687 code for a protein of 560 amino acids.